This is a messenger RNA of Ficedula albicollis (Collared flycatcher), 899 nucleotides long. Its product is annotated as phospholipid scramblase family member 5. Bases 1 to 885 code for a protein of 294 amino acids. Gene Ontology annotation, biological process: plasma membrane phospholipid scrambling. The record is from RefSeq and is a predicted model, not a curated record. Gene Ontology annotation, molecular function: phospholipid scramblase activity. Gene Ontology annotation, cellular component: plasma membrane. The transcript is spliced from 7 exons. Lineage: Eukaryota; Metazoa; Chordata; Aves; Passeriformes; Muscicapidae.
AUGACAUCCCUCGGAGGACAUCCUCUGGCUGAUGUUACAUGGGUGGAAUACAGUGAGAAAUCCAAGGCAGCUUUUCCUGCUUUGUGCACGGAAAAUGUUGACUGGGAAUCUCAGAGACAGACCAACCCAAUCUUUAAGGAUCACCUCCCCGGUUCUUCUGAUGUUCCUCAACAAAAUACACCUGUUGAACCAACAAGUCUCUGGAAGCAAGCAUCACACACUCAUAGUUUGCCACCUGGUCUGGAGUACCUGAACCAGCUGGACCAGAUAAUUAUUCAUCAGCAAGUGGAGCUUCUGGAAGCCAUACUUGGCAGGGAGACCUCCAGCAAAUACGAGAUAAAAAACCAGCUGGGCCAGAGGGUUUACUUUGCGGUGGAAGAGAACGGCUGCUGUGACCGCCGGCUGUGCUCGCCCCUCCGGGCGUUCACCAUGCGCGUCGCGGAUAACGCCGGCCGCGAGGUGAUCCGCGUCACCCGGCCCCUGCGCUGCAGCAGCUGCUGCUGCCCCUGCCUCCUGCAGCAGUUAGAAGUUCAGUCCCCACCAGGUACAAUAGCUGGGUAUGUUGUACAGAACUGGGAUCCUUUUCUGCCAAAGUUUACCAUACAGAAUCAAAGUAAAGAAGAUGUGCUAAAAAUAAUUGGCCCAUAUGCAACCUGUGGCUGUUUUGAAGAUGUUGACUUUGAGGUAAAGACUCUCAAUGAGACGACAACGAUCGGCAAAAUUUCCAAGUAUUGGUCUGGAUUUGUCAACGACGUCUUUACCAACACUGCCAACUUUGGGAUCCAGGUCCCUGUGGAUCUUGAUGUGAGGAUCAAGGCAGUGAUCAUUGGUGCUUGUUUCCUCAUUGACUUAAUGUUCUUUGAAAAUUCGUUGGAUGGAUUAUAACAAGAUGACAGAAA